This is a messenger RNA of Dermatophagoides pteronyssinus (European house dust mite), 966 nucleotides long. RefSeq lists its product as uncharacterized. Lineage: Eukaryota; Metazoa; Arthropoda; Arachnida; Sarcoptiformes; Pyroglyphidae. The record is from RefSeq and is a predicted model, not a curated record.
UUGAAUUUUCAAUUUUAGUGUAAGCAUAAUAAAGUUUUUCUGAUUAUUCUUCUUAUUUUUGUAUGAUACAAAAACAAAAUGGUAACUAAUAAUCCUAAUGUUCUUCAGUUGAACCUUUCCUAUUUUCGAAGACCAAUACAGGGAAGAAUUCGUGAUCUUAAAUAUCGAGCCGGCAAAAGAGAUGGAUUGAAGCUCAUAAAUGAUUCGUCAUCUAAAAAUGACAAUAAGCAAUCGACAAGUGAGUCCGAUUUAUCUUCAUUGAUACUCGAAACCUCUACAUCAUCAAUUUCUACUACAUUGUUGUCUAAACGUCCUCAAAACAUCAAAAAGAAAAGUUUAUUCAUUUUAGACGAAGCUGAUGUGACCGGUGAUGCAUUCGAUACUCAACUACAAACACAAGUCGAAAAUUCGGAAGAUCGAGAAUUUAUCGAUGAUAAUGUUCAUGAACAUGUGGAUCAUACAGAAGAUUCAAUUUAUCUAAAAACUACCAAAAAUCUAGUCGGGCCACAAAACAAAUAUAAGCUUAAAUUCGAUUAUGAUCGUAAUCUUGAAGUCAACUCUCAACGAUAUGGUUCUGUUUUCUCACAAGAACCUGAUGAAGAAGAUGAAUAUCAAAUGGAUAGUUUCUGCAAUGAUGAUAUAAUUUACGUUUCCGAUAGUGAAGAUGAUCUUUUAACCGUAAAAGAAACACCAUCAAGAACAUUGAAACGUUCGCUAAACAACAAACAGAUUUCUAGUACACCGAUUAAUCCAAUCAAAAAACGGCGAAGAAUUAUCAUCGAUGAAGAUGAUGAUUGAUAAAUAGUAAUAUUCUAUUUUCAAUUGUAUGUCGACAAAUUGGACAAAAUGUCAUACGAUCACCACACAUUUGACAAGCACCAUGACCGCAUAAGAAAACCAUAUCUGAUCAUCAACAAACAAAAGAGAAAGACAAUUUUUGAUUCAGUAUUACAUUUUGAUUUUUUC